Molecule: messenger RNA, 1767 nt
Organism: Xenopus laevis (African clawed frog)
Lineage: Eukaryota; Metazoa; Chordata; Amphibia; Anura; Pipidae
Gene: rflnb.L
Product: refilin B L homeolog
Exons: 3
Coding region: 175-798 (207 amino acids)
Biological process (GO): regulation of chondrocyte development; actin filament bundle organization; negative regulation of chondrocyte development
Cellular component (GO): actin filament bundle; cytoskeleton
Molecular function (GO): filamin binding
Source: RefSeq, a predicted model, not a curated record
UGAGAUUCUGACUGAUUCCACAGCUGGCUCCCUUGAAGGUCCCUGGGGCUGACAGCAAUGCAACAGUGAGCUCUCCUCUCAUUAACUGCCUAUUCAGUCUUUACAUAGCAGCGCCAGUUGCCCUCACACUGAACUUGCACAGGAGACAGGAGCCCAGUUGAGUGGCCGGCAGCAAUGGUUGGCAGACUGAACCUGCAGGAUGUCCCUGAUCUGCUGGACAUGAAGAAGAAAGGUGAAAGAGUGUUGGACAGCCCUGACUCUGGGCUCCCCCCCAGCCCCUGCCCCAGUAACUGGCACCUGUCUGCUGUGGCAACUGAGAAAUCUCCUGAGCAAGACAUCUCUGGGCACAAUGCCCCAACAAAUUUGGCCCUCUCGUUAAGCCUAUCCAGCAGCUUCACACCAAGACUGUGCCCUUUAUCGUUCGGAGAGGGUGUGGAGUUUGAUCCGCUGCCACCAAAGGAGAUAAGGUACACCUCAUCAGUUAAAUAUGAUUCUGAGAAGCACUUUAUUGACAACAUCUACAUGCCAAUGGGAUUAGGCCUCUCCUCCUGCAGCCAAACUGUGAUCUGUGUCCCCAACUGUACAUGGCGCAACUAUAGAGCAGAAGUUCAUUUAGAACCCAAGAACAAACCCCAGAGGUUCAAGAGCACCACUAUUGUUUAUCCCAAGCACACUAAGGUUAUUUACACUACUACCCUGGAUUACAACUGCAAGAAGUGCAUGAGGCGUUUCCUAUCCAGCGUAGAGCUGGAAUCUGCCGAACACCUGGGCAAUGAGUGCUUCGGAGAUGAUUAUUAGUUAUAUUGUCUCUUUACUGCCAAAGUUUAAGAACCUAAUCAUUUUGGAAUUACUGGGACACUUUGAUCACAAUAAUUACAGUUGAGCAUUAAAACAGCUUUGACACUGAAAAUGGACCUUCUUCCAGAACACGGACUCAGUGUGAGACUUGAUAGGUUUGUGGUAAUGAGAUUAACGGUAGGCAAAGGUUUUCCUCUGUGGAUUGGUGGGAACUGGCACUCACUGCAAAUCCAUUACUAUGUGAGCCCUGAAUUCAUCUGCUUUGGACAUUUACAUACUUCUAAAAGGUUUUCUCACGACUGUGAAAGUUAUCAUUUAGAAGCUGGUAUUUCUCCAAAAAUAAAGAAAGAAAGAGAGAAGAAGAAAGAAUUAUUCGGCCUCUAUUUACAAAAGACUAAAAUAUUAUGUCAUAUUAUGCCUCCAAUAUCAUAUAACUGAACAAAGACUAAAAGUCCUGGGCUCAGAAUAUGUUUUGUCCUACAAGACUGAAAGUCAAAAGAAAGAUAAAACAUUUAACAGACAUAAUACCAAAUCAACCUUCCUCAUAUAUUAUUGUAAACUUAACAUGGAUAUGUUGAUGAUGGUGACGUGAAUUAAGUGGUAUGAGUAAAAAGUUGUUGAUUUUUUAAAACUUUGCUUACAUGUAGCCAUUGAGGUCGCUAAACCUAAUGCUGAAAUGGAAUUGUCACUUCUGGAAGAAAAGAAUUCAGUGCACCAUUGAGGCCUGAGAUGUGACAAAUUCCUCUCAUCAUUUACUGCAAACGGGUCAGGAUGCCUUGUCUUUAUUUCCCUAAACUGUGUUUUGUACAGAAAAUAAAGAUUAAUAUUCUUGCCACAAAUGUUACUGUAUGGAAUUUGCAGAAGGUGCCUUCUACAAAUACUGGCUGGUGUUUGCACCAGAAAAAUACAUAUCAUUAUACCAAAGAUACAAACAUGAGAUGCAAUAAAUAUUAUAUUACUGUGCAAUAA